CCCCGUCGUGCAGGUCGGUCCUUUUCGAGGAGUAGGCUUGAACGGAUUGCUCCUCGCCCCCUCGACGCCAUCGACGCACGCACACUUCGUCUUCCGCCUGUCGCACUUCGUGCUGCAGUCUCUCAGAAGCUUUCCUCAUAUUGUUACAGCGGAAUUGAGUGGUGGUCAGCGUUCAUUCUAUACACGGGUGUGACACGGCUGCUGUUGUCGUUUAACUGGUUGCAGUGUUGCUUUCCAUACCUCAUACACGCCGUUCAAAAUGAGGCCAAUUUUGUUGAAGGGGCAUGAGAGACCUCUCACCUUUCUCAAGUAUAACAGAGAUGGCGAUCUUCUCUUUUCCUGCGCCAAAGAUCACAACCCCAACGUAUGGUUCGCAGACAAUGGAGAAAGGCUGGGAAACUACAAGGGGCAUAACGGAGCCGUAUGGUGCUGUGAUGUGACUCGUGACUCGAGAUUUCUGGUCACUGGUUCAGCCGAUCAAUCGGCGAAGUUGUGGGAUGUGGAAACGGGUGUCCAGUUAUAUUCCUUCACUUUUGAGACUCCCGCCAGGUCGGUCGCGUUUUCAGAGGGCGAAAAGUUGCUGCUGAUCACAACGGAUCCUUUCAUGGGAGCUCCUUCGGCCAUCCACAUCAAGCGGGUCGAAGCUGAGCGAACGGAGCAAACGCAGGAUUCUAUCGAGAUUAUCAAGGGUCAUGUCGGAAGGGUGACCCGAGCUGUGUGGGGCCCUUUGAAUACAACCAUCAUCAGCUGCGGUGAAGACGGAACGAUAAGGCAGUGGGAUGCCUCGAAUGGAAAGGAGCUCAAUAUGAAGGAGGCCCAUUCAAAGAAUAUUCAGACGCUUUCGAUGUCAGCAGAUGGGUCACAUUUCAUUACAGCUUCGGCAGACAAGAGUGCCAAGCUCUUUGACACCAGAACGUUCGAGCUCCUUAAGACUUACCAAGCAGAAAGGCCGAUCAACGCUGCUGCUAUUUCACCGCUGCUUGAUCAUGUUGUGCUUGGAGGAGGUCAGGAGGCAAGAGAUGUGACAACGACGUCCUCCCGUGCUGGAAAGUUUGAAGCCAAGUUUUACCACAAGAUCUUUGAAGAGGAGAUUGGAGGCGUGAAGGGGCAUUUUGGUCCCAUCAAUGCACUUGCGUUCAAUCCUGAUGGCAGGAGUUUUGCAAGUGGAGGAGAGGAUGGCUACGUCCGGGUUCAUCACUUCGAUGCGGAGUACUUCACCAUGAAGGUCUAAGUGUUGCAGCUCAUGCCGUUCCUCUUUUUCUGUAGUAAAGGAGGUGACUUCGGUUGCAACCAGUCACCUGCAUUGUGCACGCGAUUGGGGUUGGUGGGGUGAAAGAGGGGGGGGGUUAAGAGAAAGACACGUGUAAGGCACUGUUUGGAGCAAAAAACUACCCAUUGUUCUUACACCGGCUAGGGUGGGUUUUGCAGAUGGGCUGGAGUUAUUGCCAGUGCUGCAGGCUGCCUGACGUGGUAGCCUUUCAUUUUGAAUUUUGAGUGUAGAAUCGGGAUUUGGUUGUAAACCCAAGAAGAAGCUGAGCAGAGGACUGAGCAGUGGCUCUCUGCCCACUCACUCAUUGUCGAUGUUGGAAGAGCUAGUGGAGUGGCUUGCAGUGGGGGCAGCUCUUUCAUGGGAUGGGCCUUUUCUUCAGCAGAAGUCAGUCAGUUCUUAGGUAAAUUGUGGUGUAGCUUUUCAUUUCUGGGAAGAGAGAGAAGAGUGCAUGUAUACGGCACCCUCAGUUGCCUCGUCAGGGAUAAAUUUUCUUCCGGAUUAUUGCCUCGAAGAGGUCUAUCGAUAUCAAUCAGUGAAUGGGCUGGAUGGCCGUUGAUUUUUUUUAACUCAGUCAUACAAUUCAGAUGCGCAAUCAUAAAAACAAGGACACAUUCGAAGCCAUUGUCCUCUUAGGAAGGUGAGACCUUGUGUGUAUGUGUGUGUGUGUGUGUGUGUGUGUGUGUGUGUGUGUGUGUGUNUGUGUGUGUGUGUGUGUGUGUGUGUGUGUGUGUGUGUGUGUGUUGUCAUGUUCAAUGUACACGACACAAAAAUAGCAUGAUUUUGCUGGACUGUUUUGUCUGACUUUCACCAACUCAUUGGGAGUGUGUGUGUGUGUGUGUGUGUGUGUGCAGAGUGGGGCUCCGUGUGUGGAAAGGUAUCUGGCAAUGUGUAGGGACUUUUUGGUAGCCUCGUAUAUGUUCCACGUGUUGUAUGUCAUCAUGUCGUUCCAAAACUUGCUGUGUGAUGAUUGUUUAUGUGUAAUCUUGGUUGGAGGAGUUUGUGCGCUAUGGUGACUGUAUGCAAUCUGUUUCAGUGAUGAUGGCAUCAGUGGCAUGAAAUUCUUUUGGACUGCUCAACCUCCUUCGCUGUCGUCAUUGUGCUUGUGAUCAG
Chara braunii is the source of this 2380-nucleotide messenger RNA. The record is from the annotation of a GenBank genome assembly. Lineage: Eukaryota; Viridiplantae; Streptophyta; Charophyceae; Charales; Characeae.